GGGGGGGGGUGGCUCUCCGGGCGACCGACCGUGCUUCAGAGGCAGACGCUGCUGGUUUCUUAGAGCAGCACUGGAGCAGGAAGAGCUCCGAUUGUGCCGGAGGUGAACGUGAAUGCUGGCUGAGCUUUAAACCCUGCGUGUAUCCAUCCGCCCGUCUGGACGCGCCUCACUUUUCCUUCUUGUGCGUUUGGAGUUUUUUUUAGUUUUUUUUUUAAUCUUGAACAUUGUGGCUCUUGGCUUGGCCUACACAGCAGUGCUAGUUGAAGUGUUGAGCCACAGGUCUGCAUGUCAUGGGCUGUGUCUUCUCGCUGCCAGAGGACAGGAGAGAUGCUGCUGAGAGAACACCCACUGCUCGGGAGACGAGUUUCAUCGAGAAAAUGAAGAAAACUGGGAAGAACAUCAUUGUUUUCUACGGCUCUCAGACGGGUACAGGAGAGGAAUUUGCCAACAGGCUGGCCAAAGACGCUCAGCGCUACGGCAUGAAAGGAAUGGCUGCCGAUCCGGAGGAGUACAGCAUGGGGGAGCUGGCCCGUCUGGCAGAGAUUCAGAACUCCCUGGCCAUAUUCUGCAUGGCCACGUACGGAGAGGGCGACCCCACAGAUAACGCCCAGGACUUUUACGACUGGCUGCAGGAGAACGACGACGAAGACCUCUCCGGGCUGAACUACACAGUGUUUGCUUUGGGCAAUAAGACAUACGAACACUACAACGCAAUGGGAAAAUAUGUCGACAAAAGGCUGGAGGAACUGGGAGCCAAGCGCAUCUUUGAUCUUGGUUUAGGCGACGACGACGGCAACCUCGAGGAGGACUUCAUCUCCUGGAGAGAGCAGUUCUGGCCGGCAGUCUGUGAGCACUUUGGCGUGGAGGCUUCAGGAGAUGAUUCGAGCAUUCGGCAGUACGAGCUGAAGGUACACAAUGACAUCAACAUGAACAAGGUGUUCACAGGAGAGAUUGGCCGUCUGAAGAGUUUUGAAGUCCAAAAGCCGCCCUUUGAUUCCAAAAACCCUUUCCUGGCUCCAGUCACUGUCAACCGUAAACUGAACAAAGCUGGCGACAGGCACCUCAUGCACCUGGAGUUGGACAUCACGGGCUCCAAGAUCAGAUACGAGUCAGGAGACCACGUCGCCGUCUUCCCCACAAAUGACUCCGAGCUGGUGAACAAGCUGGGAGAGAUCCUUGGCGUGGACCUUGAUGUUGUUAUCUCUCUCAAUAACCUUGAUGAGGAGUCCAACAAAAAGCAUCCGUUCCCCUGUCCCACCACCUACCGCACGGCCCUCACUCACUACUUGGACAUCACAAACCCGCCUCGUACCAACGUCCUGUAUGAGCUGGCGCAGUACGCCUCCGACCCCAAGGAUCAGGAGAACAUGCGAAAGAUGGCUUCCUCCUCCCCCGAGGGCAAGGCUCUCUACCAGAGCUGGGUGCUGGACUCCUGCAGAAACAUCCGGGCCAUCCUAGAGGACAUGCCGUCUCUGAAGCCCCCUAUUGACCACCUAUGUGAGCUGCUGCCUCGUCUCCAGGCUCGCUACUACUCCAUCGCCUCGUCGUCUAAAGUUCACCCCAACAGCAUCCAUAUCUGUGCCGUGGUGGUGGAGUACGAGACCAAGACGGGCCGCGUCAACAAGGGAGUUGCAACCAACUGGCUGAAGAACAAACUCGUCAACGGCCACAAGUCCACCGUCCCCAUGUACAUCCGCAAGUCGCAGUUCCGCCUGCCGUUCAAGGCCUCCAACCCGGUGAUCAUGAUUGGCCCUGGCACCGGCAUCGCUCCCUUCAUGGGCUUCAUCCAGGAGAGAGGCUGGCUCAAAGAGCAAGGGAAGGAUGUCGGAGAGACGGUGAUGUAUUUCGGCUGCAGACACAAGAACGAGGAUUAUAUUUACCAGGAGGAGCUGGAGGAGGCAGAGAAGAAGGGAGUCUUAACGCAGCUCAAUGUUGCGUUCUCCAGAGACCAGGCACAUAAGGUAUACGUGCAGCAUGACCUGAAGAAGAACAAGGAGCACGUCUGGAAGCUCAUCCACACAGACAACGCUCACAUCUACGUCUGCGGAGACGCGAGGAACAUGGCUAAAGACGUGCAGACGGCUUUCUACGAGAUCGCGGAGGAAUUCGGAGGCAUGACGCGCACCCAGGCCACAGAUUACGUCAAGAAACUGAUGACCAAGGGACGCUACUCACAGGACGUCUGGAGCUAAGGAGCCUCCGGCACGAAGCCUCACUCUUCACUUCUGAAGUGAUAGUUUUAAAGUUCCUGUUUUUACUGUUUGCAUUCAUCAGGACUGAAUAUGAAAACAAUAAAAGUCUUCUUAAUAUCCCCCCCCGUCUCCCCCCCACCGGUUCAUGAGGGCUACAGGUAGCAGCGGAUGAUGAGGGCAAACCCUACCUCAGCAGCUCCAGGAGUUCACAUCAGCGUUUCUUACCUUCGCGUCCUGCAUUACAUGUUUCCGUACCCCCCAGCGCACGCAGGCUCAGGUCCUCAUUUUGACCCGCGGUGUCCGGCCUGACAGAGAUUUACCGCUUUGGUUUCCAGAGACCGUCAGGAGUCUCUCGUAUAAAUUAAAAAAAAAAUGGUUAAAAUGUUUGAAGAAGCAACCCGGUGGUUUGAAAUUCCUUUUUAUAGAGAAAGCUUAAAUCAGCUCAGAGUCACGCAUGGAGAUGGAUCAUAUAAUGUUUCUGGAAUCUGCAGUUUUUCCACCUUUUUAGCUGCAGGUAAAAGAGGGUUGCAUGGACCUGGUGCGGCCUGACCACGCAGAAAGGGUGCCGACUUUCUGCUUGUCUCUGAGCUGAUCUGGUAGUACUUUAAGUACUUUAAAUGUGUAAAAUACCUCUACAAGGAAAACAUCUUCAUUAGUACAUUAAUGUUUAUCUAUGUACGUUGACCAGGGAACUGUAUGCAGAAACUUAAUGGUUCAGUAACUUUGAAAAUGAUGAUGAUCCACGGAAAAGCAUGAGAUUAUGUGCAUUUGAAGUCCAUUCUGUCUCCUGCUUUUAAACGAGCAGGAAAGCAACAUGUGUUUGGAACAUUUGAAACGCUACAUUUUAAAACUUGACCGUUUGCAAUGACAGCUUUAUAUGAAUCAGAUACCACAGAGGAAAUAUGGAUUGAACUUUAAUGUGAGAACUCUAUCUGUGUGAUGUUUUUUUUUUUUUUUUUGUUUUUUUGUCUUACUGUGUAUGUACCACCAUGUAGAGACCACCAAACAGAAGUUUAUAUUGUGUGCGUUCGCUCUCGGUCUGUGCUCCUUCUCUCAGAACAUACGAAGGGGGGGCGAUGGAGGUCAGCCAACCAUCCGAAGUCCGGUCUGUGCCUUUUUUAACCUCUGCCUUAUUGUAAGAUGUUUGCAUUAAAAGCAUGACAUUGUAGAGUUUUUAUUUUCUUCCAGGCUUACAUUUUCAUAGUAAAAUUAAAAUCUCAAGAGACACUUUAUCUGGCGCUGUCACUUUCUUUGCCAUUACACUUUGUAAUGUCGUUAUUUGUACGGAGGCAUGCAUUUUUAAUGAAUAAAAUUGGACUAAUUUGU
This is a messenger RNA of Fundulus heteroclitus (mummichog), 3518 nucleotides long. It is a transcript of the gene porb, whose product is annotated as P450 (cytochrome) oxidoreductase b. Lineage: Eukaryota; Metazoa; Chordata; Actinopteri; Cyprinodontiformes; Fundulidae. Bases 291 to 2192 code for a protein of 633 amino acids. Gene Ontology annotation, molecular function: NADPH-hemoprotein reductase activity; FMN binding; flavin adenine dinucleotide binding. The record is from RefSeq and is a predicted model, not a curated record. Gene Ontology annotation, biological process: response to hormone. The transcript has 15 exons. Gene Ontology annotation, cellular component: cytosol.